UGAUUCUAAUCAUUCUUGCCGUACUUCUCGCACGGAGGCCUACUAUCGUUUUUCUGCUGAUGGGCGCUGCUGGCAAGACUUGUUUAUCUAAUUGACAGUUGAGAAAUUCGCUAGUUUAGAAGUUUAAGAAAGGAAUAUUUCUGUAAGACUUCAGGUUUAUUUCGCAAUAUUUUAUAGCCAUUUAUAAUGUUGGUCCUGGUGCUGGGCGACCUGCACAUCCCGUACCGCAGCAGCAGCCUGCCGGCCAAGUUCAAGAAGCUGCUGGUCCCGGGCAGGAUACAGCACAUCCUCUGCACCGGCAACCUGUGCACCAAGGAGUCCUACGACUACCUCAAGACGCUGGCGAACGACGUGCAUGUGGUCAGCGGCGACUUCGACGAGAACCUGAAGCACCCAGAGCAGAAGGUGGUGACAGUGGGCCAGUUCCGCAUCGGCUUGUCGCACGGGCACCAGGUGGUCCCUUGGGGCGACCCGGAGUCCCUCGCCUUCAUCCAGCGCCAGCUGGACGUAGACAUUCUCAUCUCUGGCCACACCCACAAGUUCGAGGCCUACGAGCAUGAGAACAAGUUCUACAUCAAUCCGGGAUCGGCCACCGGAGCGUACAGUGCUCUCGACACGUCCACAAUCCCAUCUUUUGUAUUACUGGAUAUUCAGAGUGGAUGUGUUGUCACCUACGUAUACCAGUUGCUUGGAGAUGACGUGAAAGUUGAAAAAAUUGAGUACAAGAAGAUCUGAUGAAAGUUAAUGUAAAUUGGAUGAAAACUCUUUAUCUCUGUGAGAUAAUGUGAACAGUGAUAUUUUGUGGGGGUGAUUGAAUAUUCUCCACAGUGUAAAUAAUGAAAUCUCAUGAUUUAUAGAUUAUUUGAAACAUGAUUGAUUAUAUAUAUAUGUAUGUAUUAUUGUUCUCUGUAUUCUACAUGCAUUGCAAUAUGUACCUACAUAUUUAAUGUUAACUUUACGCAAUAAGCAUUUGAUACAAAACAUCUUAAUACACUGUUUUAGUAAUUAGAGAUGACAAUUUUUUUUAAGCUCUUAGAAUGGGCUUUUGUACAAAAGCUAUAAUUUUAAGAUAUUGUAGAGUUAUAACAAGAUUUAGCAAAAAAAAACUCCUAUAUUGUAAUAAAGUUGUUAUGCUUAUGUUGUCUAUAAUUCUAUUUUUACCAUAGUUGGUAUUUAUAUAGCUGAUACAAUCGAGAAUAUUUCGUGCAGGAGGGAAAAGCAUUUUUUUUUUAAAAAAAAAAAAAACUUUUUUUUUUUUCGUACUUAACCAUGUUAAUUUUUUUACUAAACACACAUUAGUUAAUUAUAUUAGGUAUUUUGGUUCUGAGCAUGUUCAAAUGAAAGCCAUACAACAUCCCGCUUUCUGCCACUCCUGUUGAAUCAGCAAAGUUAUAACAUCAAAGAACUGAAGUCUAGCAAACCUGCACCUCUGUCUGGGACUACAACACAAAAAGGGUAUUUGCCCACAGGGGGAGGGAUUCUCCAUAGUAAGGGGAUUUACAGUAGUAGAUUUUUCCCAAGGAAUAGGAAUUUUUUUUAAAUAAUAAAUUUUAAUUUUUUUAAUACUUUAACUACAAUUCAUUAAUUUAAUUUUAGAAGUGUAUUUAGCUGGGUAUAAUUUACAGCUUGUUCAGAUAAUUAAAAUAUGAUCUUGAUUAGUGUAUAAUUUUUUGUUCCUGUAAAUCAAAAGAAACAUUAAUGAGCAAACUAUUGUUCAUUAAUGAGCAAACUAUUGUUUUUAGAGUGGAAUCAACCUUUCAUUAAAAUUACGAUAUAUUAAAAAAUACAUUAUUUAAAAAAAACAUUUUUUAAACUUGUUUAAAUCAUUCAUUUCAGCUAGAUAUAGUACAUAUUAUUUAAGCAAACUACCAGAAAGUUAAAUGUAGUUUUAUCCUUAAAACUUGUUAUUGAAACUAAUUAACUAUUGAAACUAAUCAAAACAACUAUUUUUUAUUAAUUUCAUUAUUAUUACAUUUGGUAUGCUUAAGGUAUAAUUUAUUAAUAAAAAAUUAACAAUGAUAAGAAAAUGAUAAAAAUAAGUGAUUAAGAAAAUACCCAGGGUGACGAUUGGUCGGGAAAUUCGGGAAAACCUGGAAUUACCCAGGAAUAUUUUGCCUCUGGAAAAAUACUGGAAAUACCCAGGAAUUUAUUCACCCCUCGGGAGAUUUGCUAUUCUUCCAUACUGUAAUUAUCGUCUAACGUUAAAGUUGUUGAUUAUGUACAUCUGCAAUUAAAAUCGAUAUUGAAUAUAUAUAUUAAAUAGCAAUGGAUUGUGUAAUAUUUAUUUUUAGAAUAAGAGACGACAUGGGAGAGUCAGCAUCCACAAACGAAAGCAUGAUCGGCAAUCCUGACGCCAUUCAUGUUUACGUGUGUGACUGUGACACUCAGAGAAACAUUUUCAGAACCUGACGCCAGAGCGCAGCAGAAUUAAGAUUGUUUACCGUGCGUAAUUCCAAUUUUCUUUAAAAAAAAAAAAAACAAUGUUUAAUAUUAUAUUCAUUUGAUAAUUUAUGGAUUCAGUUUAUUAAAUUUUCAUACAGUAUAUCUUUUAACUAAUUGUUGUUUGGUUUUAUAACAGCUAAUACUUUUUUAGGUGUAAACUUUUAUCUUGUCAAUAGUUGGCAACACUUCAUCUAAUGCACCAAUAUCAUUGUAUCUGCAAUGUGCAUUUGCACGGAAAGUAACGUAAUUCGGCAUUUUGUUAGGAUAUGUUUACGUAGGCAGGCUUGGAAGUAAAUUUAUAUUUUAAGUAUAAUUUAGUAUUACAAAGAACGCGUAGACUUAGUAUAGAAAAUGAGUUAAAUAUUCUGGAAAAAUGAAAAUAAAUUUCUGGAAAACCUGGAAAUACCCAUGAAUUUUAUUCUAGGGUUGGAGUAGUCACCCUGAUACCAUUUCAGGGGGAAAUAGAAUUUAAACAUUAAACAUUUGCUUUUAUGGAACAACAAAACCAGAGAAACUGGCAUCAAAUUUUAAUUUUUUUUUGAUUAUCUUGUAAACUUAAGCCUCAUUUAAAAUAUUUACCUCAUUUAUAACAUUUAGCGUAAUAAACUGUCACUUCAUGCAACGUUGAAAAUAUUUUGUUAAGUUAGCAAGAGACAUCUGCAAUUAAAUGCGAUGGUAGCCUGAAGUUUUCUAUCUCAACAUGAAAAUGCCAACACUUAAACAAAAAUUGCGGAAAGUGUUUAGGCAUGCUUUGGUAUGUUCCUUUUGAAAUUUAAGCCUUUUUGGAUGUGCUGUUGUUUUUUAACAAUAGUAUGUGUGUCAGUGAGCAUUUUUUUUUGUGAAAAUUGAAAAAUGUAGUAGUGAGCUGUCAUUAAAAUUUUUUUUUUAAGGCAGAACCCCUACACAAGAGUUAUUCCACACCAAAUCAACCAAUGGUCAAAACAUGAUGUCUUAAAAUCUUUAUGAUUUUUUUUUAUGUGAGAUAGUGUUAGCUUAGCGGAUAAAUAAAAAGUUUGAAUUUUUUAUCAUCUCUGGUUUUAGAGUCAUAAAUUUUUGAAAAAUUAAUAAACUCAAGUUUGUAGGAACAUUUUGAUAUAUUAAAAGCAUGUAACUCUUAAAACCAUUUGCCCUAGAAAGCUAAAAUUUGUACCAUUUUCUUAAAAUGACAAGGGCUUUAAUUUAACUUGAGUGUAUCACAUCACUUUAUAUUUUAUACCAAAUCUCUUUAGUAAGAUGUGUACAAAGUUUUAUGAUGGUAUUCCAAUGGUAUCAUAUUGAAAUGAUUUUUUUAAUGUAAAUUAAUGUGUAUGGAAAUUCUGUCAAUUCAUUACUUGUUAGCCUAAAUAAAAAUUAAUCA
Molecule: messenger RNA, 3799 nt
Organism: Bacillus rossius redtenbacheri
Lineage: Eukaryota; Metazoa; Arthropoda; Insecta; Phasmatodea; Bacillidae
Gene: Vps29
Product: vacuolar protein sorting-associated protein 29
Exons: 4
Coding region: 187-735 (182 amino acids)
Biological process (GO): intracellular protein transport; retrograde transport, endosome to Golgi
Cellular component (GO): retromer complex; endosome
Source: RefSeq, a predicted model, not a curated record